Pecten maximus is the source of this 1132-nucleotide messenger RNA. RefSeq names its product peroxisome biogenesis factor 10-like. Gene Ontology annotation, molecular function: zinc ion binding. Gene Ontology annotation, biological process: protein import into peroxisome matrix. The coding region runs from base 81 to 977 and encodes 298 amino acids. Gene Ontology annotation, cellular component: peroxisomal membrane. NCBI's taxonomy places the organism in Eukaryota, Metazoa, Mollusca, Bivalvia, Pectinida, Pectinidae. The transcript is spliced from 7 exons. The record is from RefSeq and is a predicted model, not a curated record.
ACGGAAGGCGGAACUUGAUGAAAGCCGCAUGCAAAAUGAAAGUAGAAAAAGUGUAAAACGUGUUUUACGUUUAUCAGAAGAUGUUCAAGAAGGCAGGGGCGGCGGAGAUAAUUCGAUCUCAUCAAAAGGAUGAUCUGCAUCUGUCCUAUCUGAGGAGUUCUAUUUCGGAUAUUUCACAAUCAAUUUUAGGACCCAGACGAUGGCUGAACUGGAAGAAAGAGCUUGAUGUUGGUGCUGAUCUGGGCUAUUUUUUACUGACCACAUUUUCAGGCUUUCAAACUAUAGGAGAGGAAUAUGUCAACAUUAUACAGGUGGAUCCUACAAAGAAGUCUGUACCGUCGACAUGGAGGCGAAGCUUCCUGAUUCUCCUCCAUGUCGGUACACCCUACAUGCUUCAGCGACUCCUGGACUGGUUUGAGCGAAGACUCCGAUCUCCUAGGUCACAUGAUAUACCUGAGGACAGUCGUAUAUUUCUGCUGAAGUGUGUUCCUGUUGUACGUGAGAGUGUGACUUUUCUGCACCGAUUACACCUGGCUGCUUUCUAUCUUCGCGGCCUGUUUUACCAUAUAGCUAAACGAGCUUCAGGCGUACAGUAUUUGAAAUAUGACUUAAGUAGACAGGCCCCUGAUGUAAAACUUCAGAACAGCUUCCGUAUCCUGGGCUGGUUGUCAAUAGCACAGCUGUGUGGAAGUCUUGGUAUUAGAAUAUACCAGUAUUACUCGGAACGGAAGAAAACAAUGAAGGAGUUUCCACAAUUCCAAGACGAAGAAAGGCUUGCAGAUGCUCUAAUGGACCCAAAGAGGAAGUGCUCUCUAUGUUUGGAGGAGAGAAAGUCAACCACAGCAACUCCUUGUGGCCAUCUGUUUUGUUGGCACUGUAUCCAUGAGUGGUGCCAAAAUAAACUCCAGUGUCCAUUAUGCAGAGAAAAGUUGUUGCCUCAAGCGUUGGUGUUUCUUCAGAACUUUGACCCACCAUGAAGUGAGGAACAGAAUAUUUGCUUGUUGUACCAGUGUAUAUGGACGCAUUUGGCAGCUUAAUGAUGGCUCAUCUGCCGGCCAUUUUUAAUUUUACCAAAAAUGGCGAACUUGGUUGAAAAAUCACUGAAAUAGUAAUACUAGUGUCUACAUAAUAC